Messenger RNA from Paramecium pentaurelia, 1370 nucleotides. The record is from the annotation of a GenBank genome assembly. Lineage: Eukaryota; Ciliophora; Oligohymenophorea; Peniculida; Parameciidae.
AUGUCCAAAUUUUCCUGUUCAGCUCUUUAUAUAAGUAAUGAAGGAGAACGCUAAGAAGUUGUGAUUACAACUCAAUCUGGUGAUUUACAUAUAGUGGUACUUAUGUUUAUAUAAUAAUUUAAGUCAAAAGUAGGAAAUGAGUAGAUGGUUUAUUUACCUUCCAAUUCCAUGGACACAAUUCUUAGCUUUGCAAGAGAAAUUGAUGAAGGUAAAUUUAAUGUUUAUAGUAUUUAGUUUAACAGAUUGGCACUUUAGAUCUUCAUAAUCCAGAGUCACAAAUUAAGGUCUCUUUCCUUCUUAAUUUGAAAGAUAUUGAAUAAUUAUAGCUUCUAAUGAGAGGGAGACAAGUUUGUUUGGAUACUUCUAACUAUAUUGUUUUAGGAAAAUUAGCUUCUGGAAUACGUAAAUUAAGAUACUUAAUAUUAGAACUUAUAUCAACUCAUAACAGAAUCUCAGUUCAAAAAAAAGCAACUCUUACAUUGAAAGAUCCAAUUUCUAACAGCCGAUUGGUAUUUUAUAAUAUAAAAAUUAAAGGGACAAUUAAGGUAGGAGGCAAAGAUGUUACGACUGUUAAAAGAUUACCGUCAUAAAAAUAUAAUUUUAUUGGAGGAAAUCAUAACAGAUUGUAGAUCAGUAUCAAUUAUUUUGGAAUAUUGUUAAGGAGGAGACCUCUUAUAGCUUCUCUAACAGAAAAGUAUUUAAAUAGAUGUUCCUAGGUUAAUGUUAAAUCUACUUUCUGGUAAAACAACAUAUUUAAUUGUAUUUAGGUUUAAAACAUCUCCAUGAUUUAGAAAUAGUUCAUAGAGAUAUCAAGCUAUAGAAUAUUUUAUUUAAAGACUCUAAGAAUAUGGACACGUUGAAGAUAGCUGACUUUGGUUUCUCUUGUAUAAAAUCUCAAAUUUCAUUUAUCAAUCCAAGGUAUUUUUUUAUAUUACUCAUUUUUAGAUGUGGCACUCCUGGAUAUACAGCCCCAGAAGUGUUUAGUUAAUCAUGUAAGUAUGAUGAAAAGGUAGAUAUCUAUAGUGCAGGUAUCAUAUUCUACAAUAUGUAUUUCUUAAAUAAUACUUAGUUUAACAUCGAAAAAUCCUUUUGGAAAUUCUUAGAAUAUUUCUGACCUGAUCUAAACUAAUAUUGGUGGCAACUAUAAUUAGGCCUAUUUAGAAGCAACAAAGCUUAAUAAUCCUCUUGCCUAUGAUUUACUGACUAAAAUGCUCCAAAAGGAACCACACUCAAGACCCAGUGCUAAUGAAUGUCUUAAUCAUCCAUACUUUCAAAGCCAAAUGCAAAGCAAUUUUAUUAAAGAAAUGAUAAAAAUAAAAAGAAAAUUUAAAAAAUAGAAGAGAGAAACUCUAAAACGAAGCAGAAAAUGA